CACCACCAGAGGUCGCAUCAUCGCCGCAACACUCCGUCCCGUCCGACCUCACCUCCCGCCCCAUCGUCGACGGGGGCGCAAUGCCGCCAUGCCACGCCCGGUCACAAGCAACCGCGCCGAGACCCGGUGGACGGUGCGCAUCAUCCCCUUCUUCAUAGCGGCUGCAUUUGGAUUCGCCACCUUCGUUGUCGUCCCGCAUCUCUGUAUCAACUACUUGUAUCGGCAGGAACAUAAGACGGGUAUCGCGAUAACACUCAUUGUGUUGUGGUUUGUCUUCUUCAUCCUCACCAUCGCGGCGUACCUCCGAACCUUCUUCACGGUCCAAUUUAACCCGGGUCUCGUCCCACUCUCUGCCGAACGACAAGCGAUCGAAAAGGGGCGCAAGAACAAACGAUAUCGAGGAGGAGACAUCGAAACGCACCCAUGGGUUCCGCCAGACUCAAACCCCGACAGCCCUGGGCUCGAGGCUUUCUAUAGCAAGGAUGUGUUCGUUUGCGAACUCGAUGGCCGACCGAAAUGGUGCUCCGACUGCCAAACAUGGAAACCGGAUCGUGCUCACCAUUCAAGUGAGAUUGAUCGUUGCAUCCGAAAGAUGGAUCAUUUGUGCCCAUGGGUUGGCGGUGUCGUAUCCGAGACCUCGUUCAACUUCUUCGCGCAGUUUACCUUUUAUUGUAGUAUAUGUUGUAUCAUAUGCAUUGCAACAGCUGCAUAUUCGUUGCGAUUGCAGCAAAACGAAGAUCGGCCCUUGGAUGGUCGAAUUGUCGCUGGCAUUGCUCUCGGAUCGUUGUUUGCGCUCUUCACGAUUGCCAUGACUCUCACCUCAGCUCGUUUCAUCGCCACUAAUAUCACGAACAUCGACAUGCUGAAGAAGAGCCAGUCUUUCCGAUUGGCCGUACGCGUGCCCCAGAACAGCCCGUCGACACAACGAUACCAGACCAUCACUUACCCGCUCGCAAGUCCUGCUUGGGGACAGAGUGGUGUCCCGAUGAAUCAUAUUCCUCGUAUUUCGAUGGGCACCAUGAGCCCAGCGUCGCCUAGGGAUGAGCAGGCUAAAAGGACGUUCGCCAUCCUCGCGACAGAGCCCGGAGAGAACCCAUGGGACACUGGAGUUUGGAAGAAUUGCAAGUCCGUCAUGGGCAAUUCCAUAUUGGAGUGGCUACUCCCUAUCUGGCAUUCACCUUGUUGCAACCACGACAGCAUGGAGAGCGACUAUGAAUUUGGGCCCGUUGUAGAGAAGUUGAAGAAACGCUAUGGCAUCCCCGAUAGUGGAACCCCGGCGGCGGAUGGAAUUGAAAUGCGCAGUGCUGGAGCAUCGAGGCACUAGGCCCCGAUAUUGAUACCCCCUUGAGUUGGCUGGUCCUGGCGUAAGGUAAACACGGAAGAAACAUCGCGUGCAUAGCGUAUUGGAUGUGCAAUAUAUGGGUUGUUGAGCUUAAUGGCGGGCUUGUAAAUAGGAAAGCUUGUAAUGUGUGGGAUUGUGUGGACUGUAGAAGAGAAUGCUAAGGCGCCUUGAAUUUGUCAUUAUGGAUUGGUGUAAUAUUAUUCCUGGG
Molecule: messenger RNA, 1550 nt
Organism: Ilyonectria robusta
Lineage: Eukaryota; Fungi; Ascomycota; Sordariomycetes; Hypocreales; Nectriaceae
Product: DHHC palmitoyltransferase-domain-containing protein
Exons: 3
Coding region: 89-1324 (411 amino acids)
Biological process (GO): protein targeting to membrane; peptidyl-L-cysteine S-palmitoylation
Cellular component (GO): Golgi apparatus; endoplasmic reticulum
Molecular function (GO): protein-cysteine S-palmitoyltransferase activity
Source: RefSeq, a predicted model, not a curated record